GCCAGGGCCAGGCCAUCAUUUCAAGUUUCAACGCUAUCCUCCCACGCUUUCCACAUUUCUUCCUCGCGGAGUUUGAUGGCUGAGAAGCAGAAACUGUGCGUGACUGGGGCAGGAGGAUACGUCGCAUCCUGGCUCGUCAAGCUUCUCCUUUCUAAGGGCCACACUGUUCAUGGCACCGUACGAAACCCUGGAGAUGCAAAGUAUGGUCAUUUGCAUAAUCUUGACAAAGCACCCCACAAUUUGAAGCUGUUCAAAGCCGAUUUGCUAGACUACGCCUCGCUCACUGCGGCUAUCACAGGAUGCACCGGAGUAUUCCAUGUUGCCUGCCCGGUUCCUUCAUCUUCUGUACCCAAUCCCCAGAAGGAGCUGGUUGAGCCUGCUCUGAAUGGUACGCUUAAUGUACUCAAGGCUUGUUCUGAAUCAAAUGUGAAGCGCGUAGUGAUUGUAUCCUCAGUAGCUGCUGUUUGCGUAAUCCCUAACUGGCCCAAGGAUAAAGUAAAGGAUGAGACUUGUUGGUCGGACCAGGAAUAUUGCAUCAAAACAAAUAACUGGUAUUGUUACUCCAAAACAGUAGCAGAAAAAGAAGCCUUUGACUAUGCCAAAAAAAGUGGGCUCCAGGUUAUCACCAUUUGUCCUUCACUAGUUUUGGGCCCUCUCUUACAGCAGACGGUUAAUGCUAGUAGCUUAGUCCUGGUUAAGCUUUUGAAAGAAGGAUAUGAAACACUUGAAAACAAGGGACGGCUGCUGGUAGAUGUACGUGAUGUGGCUGAAUCGCUGCUGCUAGUCUAUGAGAGACCCGAGGCCGAAGGUAGAUACAUCUGCAUGGCUCAUGAAAUAAAGAGUCAGGAUUUGGUGGAAAUGCUGAAGAAAAUGUACCCCAACUAUAGUUAUCCGAAAAGCUUUACUGCAUGGGAAGGAGACGACGAGAAACUGAGCUCAGAAAGGUUGCAAAGAUUGGGCUGGACUUAUCGGCCACUGGAAGAAACUCUGAAAGAUUCCAUAGAAAGUUACAGACAAGCUGGGAUCUUGGAUUAGCAUCUUCUUCCUUUACCAAUUUGUGAGUGUGUUGUGGGAUCUGAUUUGCAUUCACUAUCAGAUUCUUGAAAUGAAAUAAUUGUGUCACUGAGCCCCACAGGAUUUGGGUGCUGACUGCUGAGCAGGAAAACAAGAAAUAAUAUUUGCUUUGUUGUUUUAGUAGGCUGGAAACUUAACAUCAUUUC
This is a messenger RNA of Ipomoea nil (Japanese morning glory), 1220 nucleotides long. Its product is annotated as cinnamoyl-CoA reductase 1-like. Lineage: Eukaryota; Viridiplantae; Streptophyta; Magnoliopsida; Solanales; Convolvulaceae. The transcript is spliced from 6 exons. The coding region runs from base 76 to 1035 and encodes 319 amino acids. The record is from RefSeq and is a predicted model, not a curated record. Gene Ontology annotation, molecular function: oxidoreductase activity, acting on the CH-OH group of donors, NAD or NADP as acceptor.